Neurospora tetraspora is the source of this 453-nucleotide messenger RNA. RefSeq lists its product as uncharacterized. Bases 1 to 453 code for a protein of 150 amino acids. Lineage: Eukaryota; Fungi; Ascomycota; Sordariomycetes; Sordariales; Sordariaceae. The record is from RefSeq and is a predicted model, not a curated record. The transcript is spliced from 2 exons.
AUGGCAAACAACCAAACGCAAGCGCCCAAAGAUGCUAGUCUCCAGGAAGAGGAGCGCCUCGAGGAUGCGCUUGACCACCUGAACGAGCUGCACGUGCAGGCAAGUCAGACACACACCGGUUAUCGUGGACCUUAUUCUAACUUGCCAUCUUUGGGCGUACAGCUUCAGCGUCUUCGCUCUGCGAUACCACGCAUGUUCCACCCCAUGGCCGUGAAGCCAUCCACACCCCAGAAUACAUUCGCCGCCUUUUCAAAUGCGGUGCAGGAUACGGGGAAGGAAAUCCGCCAGUUCAAAGACACUAUCCGAAGCAGCGAAACCGAAAAGGUCUUCAACAUGGCCAACGAAAGCCGGCGAGCAAAUCCCAUGGGAAUCAAGCCAUGGAGAGCUAGGGACGAUCCCGAGUGGACGACGAGAAAGAGGAGAAGGCUGAACAACGGGCUCAAGCAGUCUUGA